Messenger RNA from Clonostachys solani, 1686 nucleotides. The record is from the annotation of a GenBank genome assembly. NCBI's taxonomy places the organism in Eukaryota, Fungi, Ascomycota, Sordariomycetes, Hypocreales, Bionectriaceae.
AUGUCAGUUGUCCCCAGUGCCCUUUCCGCUGAUAAUCCUGUUACGGAGGGCGAUGUUCACGAUGCCGUAGCCAAGCUUGGGUUUCGUGUUCGUGAUGAUGAGGUAGAUGCAUUUCGCACCCUCCUAGCUGCCGCGCAUGAUACAUUUGAAGAACUAUCGAAACUCGAAGAAUAUCACCCUCCGAGCCAUCCUGAACGCUCACCUUGCGAAAAUGUGAGGCCUGGAACAGUCGAUAAUGAUUUGGGCUCUCCAUGGGCGUAUCGCUUCAAGCUGGGUCCGUUAACAUCUACCACUACUCCGUCUUCAACAGGGACCAAAUGCGGCAGCCUUUUGGCAGGGAAGACUAUUGUUUUGAAGGAUAAUAUUUGCGUAGCCGGGAUUCCUCAAUCCAAUGGCACAAACGCAACGCCUUCCUGGAUUCCACAGAUGGAUGCAACAGUGGUGACCAGGAUCCUAGGAGCUGGAGGUCGUAUCGUGGGUACGGCAACAUGCGAAGCUCUCAGUUGUGCAACAGUUAGUAACACAGCUGCUGUUGGGCCGAUAUUCAAUCCGUGGGCAAAAGGAUACUCUGCUGGCGGCUCUUCAUCAGGGGUUGCCGCCCUUGUGGGCAGCCAAAAAUCAUUCGACGACAACGGCAUGCCAGUGAAGGUUGAUAUGGGCCUGGGUGCCGAUCAAAGGGGAUCCAUUAGAGUUCCAGCAGCCUUUUGCGGCCUGGUGGGCUUGAAGGCCACAUUUGGCCUUAUCCCAUACACCGGUGUAAUCAGCUGUGAGCCAGUUCUGGACCACGUUGGACCAAUGUGCACCAGUGUUUGGGAUACAGCACUUCUUCUUGAGGCCAUAGCCGGUAAAGAUGGAUUUGAUGAUCGUCAGAUGAAUGCGCAUGAACUGGGUGAGAUAAAAUAUUCCUCUAAUCUCCGAGAAUGGUAUAGGAAGGUGGUGAAUCCGCCUGGAUCAAAGCCACUCGCAGGUAUGCGGCUCGCCGUUAUCACUGAGGCUAUUGAUGCCCCUUUUGUGGAUGAGACUAUUAAAAGGGAAGUGGCCGACGUUUCGAAACAACUAGAAAGUCUUGGGGCGUCUGUAACGGAGGUAUCGAUUCCAUGUCAUAUAACUGCGAGAAGUCUGUGGAUGGGGGUGUGUCGACAAUCACUGACAAGUGUUGCACUUGGAAACCCUCAUGGUCGGCGUUGCUAUUACCCUCCUGGAUUUCAAGCCACGAUCAUCCCAUGGACUCAAGAUAAAUGGGACAACCUACCACCUGGGAUGAGAAACGAAUUCAUCAAUGGCGUAUACGAAAGAGAGAAAUAUCCCAACUUGUACCAGAAAUGUAUGAACUUGACGUUGAAAGUUACCCAAGAGUACGAGAAAGUAUUCAAAGAUGUCGAUGCUCUAGUGUUACCAAGUGUCCCUUGGACAGCACCAAAGCUUUUCGAUCGAGAGACUGCAACCUCGAUGGAUCAGAUUUCAUCAACUUUCGGACAAACGCUGAAUACGAUGCAGUUCAACUUAACCGGCCACCCUGCAAUGUCCAUUCCGACUGGCCUGGCAAAAGAUAAGACUAAGUCAAGUGACCACUUGCUACCGCUCUCUGUACAACUGGUAGCUCGUCUUCACGGGGAGGAAACAUUGCUCAGGAUCGGCUACGCAUAUGAGAAGGCAUUUGAUUGGAAAAGUAGAUUCUGUGAAUAG